UAAAGGGGUGUUUAAGUCGCUUUUCAAAGAAAUAGCACAACAAGGAUUAUUAGUGGGCUUUGUAGAUAGCAAAUAGACAAUAUCUGCUUUCAAAAUGAGAUAGGGAUAGACUCGCUGUUCUGUGUGUGGCCAGUUGGCAAUUAUGGGGUUAAAAUGAAAAGAACCUGCAGCUGACACGCCCCCUGAAAGACAGCAGCAGGACAGAGAGCUUGUAUUUAUUUAUUUAUUUAUUUAUUUAUUUAUUUGAUCUACAACGCUUAGUUUUAACAGCGCACAAGUGAAGGAGAGAGAGUCUGGCUCGAACAAACAGCGUCCUGUCCGAAACAAACUCAAUAUUCCGUCCCUAUUGGGUGGCCGGUGUUUAAUCCCCAUUUUCACUUCAUUUAAAACACAGCAACACGACACGGUUGUUUUUCUGUUGCCAAACCCUGCCUCGUUGCGCAGUGUUUGUGAACUCAUUUCAUAACUCUGCUAGUCUGACUUCCUGCAGUUUUAAGUUCCGUUUCUAUUGCCUGACGGACAGCAGCGAUGGCGACAGCGGCAUCUCCAAAGGAGAAGUUCUCCUGCUCCGUGUGUCUGGACCUCUUCACCGAGCCCGCAACCAUUCCGUGCGGACACAGCUUCUGCCUGGACUGUAUCGGGAGCUACUGGGACCAGAUUGACCAAACCGGCGUGUACAGCUGCCCCCAGUGCCGGGAGACUUUCACACCCAGGCCCGUUCUGCGCAAAAGCAACGAACGAGCUGGUGGAGGAAUUGAAGAAAACGAGAAGACUCGACUCGAAAAGGGAAUCCCCCGCUCCCGCUCCUGUCUCUGCUGAGCUCGGAGACAUGCCUUGUGAUUUCUGCCCCAGCGAGAUAAAGCGCGGAGCGGUCAGGUCGUGUUUGACGUGCCGGGGCUCGUACUGCGAAGCGCACCUGCAGCCACACUACGAGACCGCGGGGUUGAAGAGGCACGCGCU
This is a messenger RNA of Acipenser ruthenus (sterlet), 960 nucleotides long. RefSeq names its product E3 ubiquitin-protein ligase TRIM58-like. NCBI's taxonomy places the organism in Eukaryota, Metazoa, Chordata, Actinopteri, Acipenseriformes, Acipenseridae. The record is from RefSeq and is a predicted model, not a curated record. The coding region runs from base 529 to 819 and encodes 96 amino acids. The transcript has 2 exons.